CCCUCACAACCACAACAACAGCCAAGAUGCCUCGCCAAUUCUUCGUCGGUGGUAACUUCAAGAUGAACGGGACGAUCAAGUCCAUCAAGGACAUCGUCAACAACCUCAACCAGGCGAAGCUUGACCCCAACACCGAGGUCGUCAUCGCUCCUUCUUCCCUCUACCUGCUCCUCACCCGCGAGAACCUCCGCAAGGGCAUCGAGGUCGCUGCCCAGAACGUCUACGACAAGCCCAACGGCGCCUUCACCGGUGAGCUUUCCGUUGAGCAGCUCAAGGACUCUGGCAUCACCUGGACCUUGAUUGGUCACUCCGAGCGGAGGGUUAUCCUGCAGGAGGACGACUCGUUCGUCGCCAACAAGACUAAGGCUGCCAUUGACGGUGGUCUUGGUGUCAUCCUCUGCUGCGGUGAGAGCUUGGAGCAGCGUGAGGCUGGCAAGACCAACGAGGUCGUCAUCAACCAGCUGAAGGCCGUCCACUCCCAGGUCAAGGACUGGUCCAAGAUUGUCAUCGCCUACGAGCCCAUCUGGGCCAUUGGCACCGGCAAGGUCGCGACCACUGAGCAGGCUCAGGAGGUCCACGUCGCAAUCCGUGAGUGGCUGAAGACGGACCUGUCUGCUGAGGCGGCCGACAACACCCGUGUCAUCUACGGUGGUUCCGUCUCUGAGAAGAACUGCGUCGAGCUUGCUAAGCAGGAUGACAUUGACGGUUUCCUCGUUGGCGGUGCCAGCUUGAAGCCCGCUUUCGUUGACAUUGUCAACGCCAAGCAGUCUGCUUAGACUGCCAAAGGGCUAUCAUUAAUGUUUUUGACGCAUGAAUGACUUGGAAAAUAAAUGUAGAGGG
Molecule: messenger RNA, 840 nt
Organism: Aplosporella prunicola CBS 121167
Lineage: Eukaryota; Fungi; Ascomycota; Dothideomycetes; Botryosphaeriales; Aplosporellaceae
Exons: 5
Coding region: 27-776 (249 amino acids)
Biological process (GO): glyceraldehyde-3-phosphate biosynthetic process; gluconeogenesis; glycerol catabolic process
Cellular component (GO): cytosol
Molecular function (GO): triose-phosphate isomerase activity
Source: RefSeq, a predicted model, not a curated record